UAUAUCCGGCUAUAGUUUACGAGUUGAUGGGGUUGGUUUGUUUGCCUUGUCCAACGCUAAUACAAGACAGAACUACAGCAAUACCCAUGUAAACCAACUAUAGCUACUAAAGUUUAGAAAAGCGAAAAGACGGAAAGUGAAGGUAAACCGACAGUCAUAAAAACACGCCUACAUAUAAAACACAAGUAAAAUAAGUGACUCGGUAAACUGAGUGAUCGUUACUUCAAACGAUACAAUGUAAUACACAAUUCAAUUCAACAGCACUUAGAUUUUAAUUUGAAAAAAGUCUGCGUAAAGAUAGACAGUAAAACUAAUAUGAUUGAGAUAAAGUUUCAUGAUCAAAAGAAGCUCAUGAAAUCAUAUGAUAGACAGCUGUCAAUCAUCCCAAAAAACGAAGAUGAAACUUUCACUGGAUAUCCUGUUGAUGUCACAACUCAUUGUCCUUGCGUCGUACAAACCACAUCUGCAUACAAGGACGAUGCAAGCAUUAUACAGUUCGAUUUCAUUCAAAACGACUUCUGCGACUGCAAAAGAACCCGCCUACCAGACAUUAAUGAUCACAUUCUUGGCUUAUUGCUGAUGAUUUUAGUCGCCCUGAUAGUAUUAACUAACUCGAUAGUUAUGGUGAGCGUAUGUAAGAUUUUACACCGAAGUUCCGCACACACCAACAGUAGAAGACUGAAGAUUAGUUGUAUUUUCAAUUUUAAUUUAUCAGUGGCUGAUAUUAUGAUUGGUGUUGCAGCAAUGAUAUCUCUAGACGUUCAGGGUGGUCGUUCAUUUUCAAUUGGAACUUCGUACAACAAGUGUCUUAUCCUAAUAACCAACUGUACGAUGCCAUGUGUGUGGUCUGUAGCGUCCAUGACAACUAUUUGCAUCAAUCGAUAUCUUAUGAUCAUGCACCCACUCAAAUACGACAUAUACUUAAAUUGGAAAAGAGCUCUUGUGAUCGUGAUGACCAUUUGGAUAACCGCCUGCAUUGUUGGUUAUUCUCCUCUCAUGGGUUGGAAUAUAUCGGAACAAGAAUAUUUGAAAAAUGGAAGUGUGUGUUCGUUUUUAUACAUAGUGGAUCCUACAUACGUGGCAUUCCUUUGCAUUGGAACAUUUGUACCACAAGUUUCACUUGUUCUGUACAUGUACUUUAAAUUAUAUCAAGUUUCGAAAAAACAUAGGAAAGUAAUGGACAGUUUCACCGUAACAACAAAUAGGAAAACAGAAUCUCCCGCAUUUACUCGAAGAAACAACAACAUUUGCACAAGAACUUCAACAUCUGUUGCAAAUCCAUCAAUACAUGAAUCUAGUUAUAUUGAAAUUCCCGGGACAACGGUUUCUGUGAUUUCCACCAGCAGUGUGAAUGAGUUACACGCAAACAUGGCUGCGCAAUACGACGUUGUAUCUACUGGUUUUAUCCUACCAUGUUCUGAUACGGUUUCUUCCACAAGCGGCACCUCACCAUCGCAUACACAGCAUACACAAUCGUUUUUCUCCCAGGUUCGCAAAUAUUCGAAAAGUCACAAUGUUGUUCGAAGAAAUAGUAUGGCGGACAUACGGGCUUUGCAAACAAUAGCUUUAAUGAUUAGUUCCUAUGUUGUGUUGUGGGGACCAUUUUUAAUCGUAUCGUGCAUGCAGGCUUUCUGUGGCUCAAGCUGUCAAUUGCAACUCUUGGCAGGAUCUUACAUGUUCUUCCUUGGUAUUUGUAACUCGGCAGUAAAUCCAUUCGUGUACACAUACACGGAUAGAUCGUUGCGAAAAGAAGUUUCCAUGCAAUAUAAAAAGUUGAAAACUAAAAAGAACUCGUUGAGAAGAUGUUUGCAUACCUGAAGAAUAACAAAUAUUGUUGUAUGGACAUACAAAUACCGCGGGAAAAGAUACCGUUAGCCCCAACUUUAAUAUUUCCUGAUCGCGUAUUGAGCAAUAAACAACAAUUUUCAUCGACGCGGAACUGCAGUAAAUAAUUUUUUGAAUGUUCUUACUUAACAGCCGGAUGUUACGAGAGGAGAAUGAAAACCUGUCCCAUCUUAUCCCACCCUAAUAUAAACCUUAAGAAUAAGCAAAGAAUUGCUGGUUUUGGGCUGACACGCAUAUAAGGUUACAGCAAUGACAUAAUGUUGGGUUAAGCUACAACAUUGUUGUGCUAAUUACGUCAUAUGGUUUGUACUGGGAAUGGAAUAACGAUCGGUCAUUCUGUGCAACUACGUCAUACUACCUUUAAUACACGAACAGUUAUACAGUAGGGUGGGGGAAGAUAGGACACCUUGUCAUUCUAUU
Messenger RNA from Ciona intestinalis (vase tunicate), 2265 nucleotides. The record is from RefSeq and is a predicted model, not a curated record. NCBI's taxonomy places the organism in Eukaryota, Metazoa, Chordata, Ascidiacea, Phlebobranchia, Cionidae.